GGCAAUUAUGUAACUUACAUACAUCUCCACAGAUAUAAGACAGGUCCUUUUCCAACAUUGAACUUCAGCUGGGUGUAUUUCUGCCAGACUGCUAGACUGCCAGACUUAUCGGAUCUGAUCUGCCAAAGGUGACUUCAAGUAAUCUACCUAAUCUAGGUAGAACAUUGAAAGUCUAAGGCGACAAGAUGCAACUUACUAGCGUCGCGCCCGCUGCUGCGGCUUUGUUAUCGGCCUUACUUAUUCAGACUACUGUCGCUGCUGAUGACACCGCUUUUAUCACGGCGUUGCCUCACGCUGGAGCAGCUACUUCGGAUGUAUAUCCUCCAGAGGGCACUACCGUUGAUCCUGAACUUUUCCCGCCUGAGUCUAAAGUUGGAUUUCCGGGGCCAACUCCCACUGGAGUUCAGCCAGCAGCUAUUCAAACAGCUGCCACUUAUCCCCAUAACCGAGGACCUUCAAAUCAGUUUCCUCUAGUCGCGCCCCGGCCGCAUGGCAAUAGCGUGACGUCGGAUGAGUUCGACAUCACCAAGUAUUGGGGCAACCUGUCCCCUUGGUAUUCUUUGUCCUCGGCCGACUAUGGGCUACCAGAUACCAGCCCGCUCGCUCCGCCGGGGUGCAGCGUCACCCAGGUGCAUUUGCUAUACCGCCAUGGUGCUAGGUAUCCUACCAGCGACGCAGACCCCGCUCAGUUUGCUAGCAAGAUCGCGAAUGCUACCGAGAAAGGAUUUGAGGUUCGGGGAGACCUAACCUUCUUAUCUGACUGGACGUACAAACUUGGUGGCGAGCUUCUCACCCCCUUCGGUCGGAGUCAAGAGUUCCUUCUCGGCAUCCAGCACCGCCAACUGUAUGGCCAUCUCCUAAACAACUUUACCGAAGCCGGUACCAUUCCGGUUUUCCGAACUGAGUCGCAAGAUCGAAUGGUGAAGACUACCGAGAACUUCGCGGCCGGCUUCUUUGGUGUUCCAGAGUACCUGGACCAAGUGAACAUCGAGAUUCUUGUUGAAUCUCCCGGAGUGAAUAAUUCCGGCGCUCCCUAUUAUGUUUGCGACAAUGCCAACGUUGCUAGUCGAGGCUAUAUCGGGACCGCGAUGGCAAACCGUUUCGCGAAGAAUGCCUUUAAUACGACUAUUGCUCGUCUUAACUCCCAAAUCUCGGGCGUUGAGUUCACCGUAAGCGACGUUAUAUCCAUGCUUCAACUCUGUUCCUACGAAACGGUCGCGCUUGGCUACUCCGCCUUCUGCCCUCUCUUCACCCAAGAAGAUUUUCUAAACUACGAAUACUUCUAUGAUCUUGAAUUUUACUAUGAGUGUGGUCCUGGCUCACCGGUCUCCGCCGCUCAAGGAAAGGGUUAUCUACAAGAAUUUGUUGCUCGAUUUACUGGGGAAUAUCCCCAGCCGUCUUCAGCUCUAAAUGAAACUUUUGAUAACUCGACCACGUACUUCCCUCUGAAUCAGUCUAUCUAUGCUGACGCCACUCACGAAGUUGUGGUUCUCGAUACCCUUGUCGCCUUCAAUUUGACGGCGUUGUUCAAAGGGCCACCGCUAAGUGCUGCGGGAAACCAGAGGCAGAACAGUUUCUCGUCUAGCAAGUUGGUACCAUUCGCAACUCACUUCACUGUCCAGGUUCUCGAGUGCCCGGCUUAUCAGCCUACUAAACAGAUGAGAUUCAUUAUAAAUGAUGCCGUCGUCCCUGUGGCAGACUCGUACCCGGGUUGCCCAGCAGACCCGCAUGGGCUCUGCUCAUUCGACAACGUAGUGUCCGUCCUCAAGGACCGUAUUGACGAGAUAGACUUCAACUACGACUGCUUCGCCGAUUACGAGGCCGAGGAGGGUGUGGAUUAUAAUGGUAGAGCCCCUCGGAGCUAGGGCCAUCUACUGCAGGCGUCAGUACCACCAAGCCUGCAGAGCGAAGAAGUUAUGCUCGUCAUUUGGAAAGUCUGUCUCGUGUUAGGAACACUCCUCGUGAUGGGGUACCAAUUUUCAAUUGGAUAGUACCAACGUAUCUAGGUAACUACCUAGGUGUGUAGGUUUAUACAUCGGUAUGAAUUAUACGACUAUGAUGUCUCGUCAAAAUCAUGUGAGCGGAUAUGAUCGUUACGAGGUUGGGGAAUGAGUAUUAUGGGCAUCAUCAUUUAUUUCUUGGGGAUACCUAGAGAGAUCUAAGGGGUAGGUGCAACGGCACACUUCACCUUCACGACGGUUAGCGACAAUACCUAGUAUGUCAUAGGUAUCUCAUACUAGUUCCUUAAAAGCUCUUGGCUACAUAGUGGCUAGCAUAACUCUAUACAAUCUAAAUAUACCAGAUCAUUGAUCCUUUAA
Molecule: messenger RNA, 2318 nt
Organism: Hypoxylon fragiforme
Lineage: Eukaryota; Fungi; Ascomycota; Sordariomycetes; Xylariales; Hypoxylaceae
Product: phosphoglycerate mutase-like protein
Exons: 5
Coding region: 186-1865 (559 amino acids)
Molecular function (GO): acid phosphatase activity
Source: RefSeq, a predicted model, not a curated record